Messenger RNA from Notechis scutatus (mainland tiger snake), 764 nucleotides. NCBI's taxonomy places the organism in Eukaryota, Metazoa, Chordata, Lepidosauria, Squamata, Elapidae. The record is from RefSeq and is a predicted model, not a curated record.
AAAAGUGCCGCUUCCGGCGCCCGGCUGGUUUGGUAGCGAGGCGGCGGCGGCUGUGCCUGGAGGGUUCGCGAUGUGUGUCUCAGGGUUAAGCUUGAAGAAAUCCGGGGCGUUCCUCAAAGCCUUGAAAGGAGAACCUCGCUAUCGCCUGGCCCAGAAUGUGGCUACGUCAACGGAUUUCCUGGACGGAAGCCUCGACCGGGACAUUCUCCAAAGCACCCUGCAGGUCUUCCAGCACGCGGUGCCGGCCGAAGGGAAGCCGAUCACCAACCAGAAGAAUUCAGGACGCUGUUGGAUCUUCUCCUGCUUAAAUGUGAUGCGCCUGCCACUCAUGAAGAAAUUGAACAUUGAGGAGUUUGAGUUCAGCCAGUCCUACCUCUUCUUUUGGGACAAGAUCGAACGCUGCUACUACUUCCUUCACGCCUUCAUUGAGACCGCUCAGGAGCCUGUCGACGGGCGGCUGGUGCAAUUCCUCCUCACCAACCCUUGCAACGACGGCGGCCAGUGGGACAUGCUGGUGAACAUCAUCGAAAAGUACGGUGUCGUUCCGAAGAAGGUUUUCCCUGAAUCCAAUACCUCUGAGACCUCCAGACGGAUGAAUGACAUCCUGAACAAUAAGAUGCGGGAAUAUUGCCUUCGGCUACGAAACAUGGUCGAGACCGGAUGUAGCAAAGAGGAGCUUUCGGCAGCAGUCGACACCAUGAUCGAGGAGGUAGGUGGUCCUUGGGGAAGGGACCCCCGUCCCGAAUUUGGGGGUUGCUUCCGAA